AUGUUUUCAGAGUUGGCAGUCAGACUGUGUAAGACUGAGAGUGUGAUAAAGGAGCUGAUCAGGCAGACCUCAGUCUCAUCUUGCAACGGUUCAGCUGAGAUGGAGGAGCUGAAAACAAACACACGAGCUCUGCAGGGUCGACUGAACUCACUGGAGAAAAAACUGAACUCGUCUGCAGAGAGAGGCGAGAUCAGCGUCAUACGAGAUCAAGUGUCAGAGAUCAGCAGCAGACUAAACUCCAGCCAGCUUCACCUGCAUGAGCUGAGGAGACACUCUGCAGAUCAUACCGGUGGACUGCAGUCUGUAGAGACACAACUGGAGGAACUGAAGACGCAAAACACAGUUCAGGCUGAUGCCGUUAAGCAGCUGCAGGUCAGACUGAACUCUGCUGAGAGUCAAGUUCAGCAGCUGCAGACUGACAGCACAGGUCAAACCUCGGGACUGAUGAAUCUGCAGAGGAAACUGAACAUGACUGAGAGUCAGCUGGACAAAAUGAACGAAGAGUUGGAGGUGGGAUUGGGUGUCAGUGAGAAACAGCUGGAAGAUCUGAAGACAGGAAACACAGUUCAGUCUGUUCAACUUUCCUUGAUGGAGUCCAAACUGAAAGACUGCAACAACUCUACAGGGUUAGAGGUCAGACUGAGUGCCAGUGAGAAACAGCUGGAAGAUCUGAGGACAGAAAUCACAGAGUUGGAGUUCAGACUGAGUAAGAGUGAGAAACAGCUGGAAGAUCUGAAAGCAGAACACACAGUUCAGUCUGUUCAACUGUCCUUGAUGGGCUCCAGACUAAGUGACAGCAACAACACAACAGGGUUAGAGGUCAGACUGAGUGCCAGUGAGGAACAGCUGGAAGAUCUGAGGACAGAAAUCACAGUUCAAUCUGUUCAACUUUCCUCGAUGGAGUCCAGACUGACAGAAACUCAAAACAACAGAACAGCUCUGGAUGUCAGGAUGGGAUCCACAGAGACACAGCUGGAGCAGCAAAAUGCAGUUCAAUCUGUUACACUUUCCCUGAUGGAGUCCAGACUGACAGAAACUCAAAACAACGCUACAGCUCUGGAGGUCAGAGUGAGAUCCACUGAGACACAGCUGGAGCAGCUGGAGAGUCACAAUGAAGUUCUAGAUGUCAGACUGGGUGUCAGUGAGAAAGCAGCUGGAGGAUCUGAAGACAGAAAACACAGUUCAAUCUGUUCAACUUUCCUCGAUGGAGUCCAGAAUCACAGAAAGCCUAAAAAACACUACAGGUAGAUUUGUAUCAACAUUGUCAUAUACAGUACAGUUUUCAUUCUAACCUAGACUUACUGAACAGUUUAAUCCAGUAAAUAUAUAAAUGAAUAACAUCUGAUUGUGAAUCAGCUCUGGAGGUCAGACUGGGAUCCGCUGAGACUCAACUGGAGCAGCAGACUGCCGGUGUAAUCUAUGAUAUCAAAUAAAGGUUAAAGAUAUGGGGCGAAGCCUGCGAGCUAGUUCAGGCAGUCAACUCGAGCACCAAUGAUACAUUCGCACAUACCGCCCCUCGUCACACUUGCAACCAACCAAACACAGUCUCCUAAUCUGGCGCUCUAUUUAAUCUGUUGGAUCCACCUCUGCCUCGC
Eleginops maclovinus (Patagonian blennie) is the source of this 1595-nucleotide messenger RNA. RefSeq names its product tropomyosin-like. The record is from RefSeq and is a predicted model, not a curated record. NCBI's taxonomy places the organism in Eukaryota, Metazoa, Chordata, Actinopteri, Perciformes, Eleginopidae. Bases 1 to 1248 code for a protein of 415 amino acids. The transcript has 19 exons.